Phialemonium atrogriseum is the source of this 4314-nucleotide messenger RNA. RefSeq names its product hydantoinase B/oxoprolinase. Bases 343 to 4314 code for a protein of 1323 amino acids. The transcript has 7 exons. Gene Ontology annotation, cellular component: cytosol. Gene Ontology annotation, biological process: glutathione metabolic process. NCBI's taxonomy places the organism in Eukaryota, Fungi, Ascomycota, Sordariomycetes, Cephalothecales, Cephalothecaceae. Gene Ontology annotation, molecular function: 5-oxoprolinase (ATP-hydrolyzing) activity. The record is from RefSeq and is a predicted model, not a curated record.
CUUGGUUGCAUGCCGCACAGCUCUGUAUGGCAGAUGGAUGAAGCAAGCUCGUUUCGAGACUGCCAUGGAUUGCUCGGAUGAGCGUAUCCGCAGUGGCAGCUGAGUGUUUACGGGGGCGUCUCGCCUACGAUCGGCGAAGGUGUCCGGUAGCAGAUCGAUGCGAUCGGAGAACAGAGCGACCCCGCGGAUGGUAUCCGGCACGAAAACAGAACAGGAAAAAAAAAGGGAACAACGGAAAUCGCAGUCGCGAACAUUGUCUCCUUAAAAGAGCUGGCCAUACCGGCAUCUUAUGCAGCAGCAACACCACGACAAACUCCCCUCUUUGAACUCAAAAACGGCAUCAUGCGUGGCUCAGCAGUGAACGGGGGCAUCCAGAUUGCUAUCGACCGCGGUGGUACCUUUACCGAUGUCCACGCGAUCGUCCCCGGCCGAGACGACAUUGUGCUCAAGCUCCUCUCUGUCGACCCGCAAAACUACCCUGACGCACCCGCCGAGGGCAUCCGCCGGGUGCUUGAGGAGGCGCUUGGAAAGCCGGUGCCACGUGGUGAUCCUAUCGACCUUUCCCCCGUCUCAAGCAUCCGCAUGGGCACGACCGUGGCAACCAAUGCGCUGCUAGAGAGGAAGGGCGAGCGGUCUGCCCUGCUUAUCACCAAGGGAUUUCGGGACCUUUUGGUCAUCGGGAACCAGGCUAGACCGGAUAUAUUCGACCUGACGGUGUCUAAGCCGGGUGUCCUCUACGAGAAAGUCAUCGAAAUCGACGAACGAGUGACCUUGGAAGGGUUUACCGAGGACCCAGAUAAGAAGGUUAUUGAUGCUGCCUCUGACCCCAACCUUGUCAUCGGACUUUCAAAGGAAGUGGUUCGCGUCCUACGCAAGCCGGAUUUAGAUCACAUCCGCAAGGAGAUCCUGAGCCUCCGUGACGAAGGCUUCAAGAGUUUGUCUGUGUGUUUCAUGCACAGUUACACCUAUCCAGACCACGAGCUUGCCGUCGCCAGGAUUGCUGAAGACCUGGGCAUGAGCGUAUCCGUCAGCUCUGCUCUGCAGCCAAUGAUCAAGGCGGUACCCCGUGGGCAGUCUGCAACCGCUGACGCGUACCUCACUCCCCUGAUACGCGGUUACGUAGGAGGUUUCAGGGAAAACUUCAUCGGCCGCCUGGGAGAUUCCUCGACCACACGCUGCGACUUCAUGCAGAGCGAUGGAGGACUGGUCGAUUUCCGCAGGUUUUCCGGCUUGCGCGCAAUCCUUUCUGGUCCUGCGGGUGGCGUGGUCGGCUAUGCGCAGACAUCAUUCGACAAGGACAAGGGAAAGCCAAUCAUCGGCUUCGACAUGGGGGGCACAUCGACAGAUGUCUCACGAUAUGCCGGCGCAUAUGAGCACGUUUUUGAAACCAACACUGCAGGCAUUGCGCUCCAAACGCCUCAACUAGACAUCAACACUGUCGCCGCCGGUGGGGGUUCGUGCCUAACCUGGUCCAACGGACUGUUCAGGGUCGGCCCGGAGAGCGCCGGUGCUCACCCAGGCCCGGCAUGUUACCGAAAGGGCGGUCCCCUCACUGUCACCGAUGCAAAUCUGUUCCUCGGCCGUCUUGUUCCCGAGUACUUCCCCCAGAUCUUUGGAGAAAACGAGGACCAGCCGCUGGAUGUCGUCGUGACCCGAAAACUGUUUGAGCAGCUGAAGGAAGAGAUCAACUCAUCUCUCCCGCCCGAGUCAUCCAAGCUGACGGCUGAGGAAGUCGCCCUAGGGUUCCUCCGGGUCGCCAACGAGAGCAUGUGCCGGCCAAUCCGCACCCUAACCGAGGCUCGUGGCCACGAUGCCGCGCACCACGACCUUGCAGUUUUCGGCGGCGCUGGUGGGCAGCAUGCUUGCUCCAUCGCCUCCGCCUUGGGAAUCGGCCGAGUCAUCAUGCAUCGCUUCAGUUCCAUUCUUUCUGCUUACGGCAUGGCCCUUGCAGACCUCGUGUCUGACGUACAAGCACCCCUAGCCUGCGCCUUCAACGAUGCAACCCUCGGCCAGAUAAAGACGGUUGCGGCUGAGCUCCGAUUGAAAGCCGAGGCCAGCCUCAGAAGCCAGGGCCUCGACGGCGAUACUGCUGUGGAGGACGAACUGUUUCUUCACAUGCACUACGAGGGAUCGGAUACGCUGAUCAUGAUCUCCCAGGAUGGGGAAGACUGGGACUUUGCAACCAAGUUCAUCCAACGCCACCGGCAGGAGUUCGGCUUCACUAUGCCCCGAGAAGUCUUCGUGGGCGACGUCCGUGUUCGUGCUGUUGGAAAGAGCAAGGCUGCUGCGUUGGUGACAAUCCCAGCGAGGGAGAUGAGCAAGAUGGCAUUUUCUCCAGCGCCCGAGAAAGCUGUGCAGAUGGUCAAGAAGAUCUUCCUGGACGGCUCGGGCUGGCAGGAAAUCCCGGUGUACCUGCUUAACUCGCUCCAGCCAGGCAACCAGGUCAGAGGCCCGGCCAUGAUCAUCGACAACACUCAGACGAUAGUGGUCGCCCCCAACGCAAGAGCCACCGCGCUAAGGGAACACAUUGUCAUCGACAUUGAGACCCUAAAGCUACACAAGGAUUCCUUGACUCGCUCAGUCCUUGAUCCUGUCCAGUUGUCCGUCUUCGGGCACCGUUUCAUGGGCAUUGCCGAGCAGAUGGGUAGGACGUUGCAAAAGACUAGCGUCAGCACCAACAUCAAGGAGCGACUGGAUUUCUCGUGCGCCCUGUUCUCGGGAAGCGGCAAGCUUGUCGCAAACGCUCCUCACGUUCCGGUCCAUCUCGGAAGUAUGCAGUACGCAGUGCUUUGGCAACACGAGCACUGGAAAGGAAAGCUAAAGGAAGGCGAUGUCCUGGUGUCAAACCAUCCUAUUUGUGGCGGCACUCAUCUGCCAGAUAUUACAGUUAUUACCCCCUUCUUUAAGGACGGGAAGAUCGUCUUCUACGUCGCCUCCCGAGGACACCACGCCGACAUUGGCGGCAUCUCUGCAGGCUCUCUCCCACCCAACUCGACAGAACUAUGGCAGGAGGGUGCAGCUAUCGAGGCUGUCAAACUUGUCGAGAACGGGGUGUUUAAUGAAGAUGCCAUGCGGGAGCACCUACUUGAGAAGCCUGCCAGGUAUCCAGGAUGCAGCGGCGCCCGCAACUUGUCAGACAACUUCGCAGACCUUCGUGCCCAGACCGGUGCCAACCAGAAAGGAAUAAACCUGAUCAGUCAACUAGUCGAGGAGUAUAGCCUCGAGACCGUCUUGUUCUACAUGAACGCAAUCCAGGAAAACGCCGAGCUUGCUGUCCGCCGCUUGUUGAAAGACAUGUAUGUCAGAUCUGGUGGACAGCCACUUGAAGCUGUUGAGCACAUGGACGACGGCACACCGAUCAAACUCAAGAUCACUAUCAACGGCAAGGACGGUAGUGCCGAGUUUGAUUUCACAGGCACUGGUCCCGAGGUUUACGGAAGCACAAACGCCCCCACCUCAGUCACAUAUUCCGCCAUCAUCUACGUCCUGCGCUGCCUAGUGAAGGAAGACAUACCCCUUAACCAGGGCUGCCUGACCCCAAUCAACGUCAUCAUGCCUCCACGAACCCUGCUCUCGCCCAGCGCCGAGGCCGCCGUGGUGGGCGGCAACUGCGUGACGUCGCAGCGCGUCACCGACGUGAUCCUCCGCUGCUUCGACGUCUGCGCGGCCAGCCAGGGCUGCCUGAACAACCUCACCUUUGGCAAGAGCUCGCGCCUCGACGCCAACGGCAAGUACACCCCGGGCUACGGCUACUACGAGACGAUCGCCGGCGGGGCCGGCGCCGGGCCGACCUGGCGCGGCACGGACGGCGUCCAUGUGCACAUGACCAACACGCGCAUAACCGACGUCGAGAUCUUUGAGCGCAGAUACCCCUGUCUUGUGCGGGAGUUCAGUCUCCGCACCGGCAGCGGCGGCGGCGGUCUGCAUCCGGGCGGGGAGGGCUGCGUGCGUGACAUCGAGUUCCGCGAGCCGCUGUCCGCGGCCAUCCUCUCGGACCGGCGGGUGCACGCGCCGUACGGCUUGCGCGGCGGCGACCCCGGCGCCGUUGGGGUGAACCUGUUCGUCAAGAAGCUGCCCGGCGGCGAGGACCGCGUCAUCAACCUGGGCGGCAAGAACUCGAUCCAGGCGGACGUCGGCGAUCGGAUCGUGAUACGGACGCCGGGGGGCGGGGGUUGGGGGAGGAAACUGAGCGGGGAGACAAAUGGUUGCCUUGUGAACGGACAUGCGUCGGUGAAUGGAAACGGGAUGAGUGUGCCUUAUAUGCGGGGGAUGGGAAGUGUCGCAUCGACCCAAUCCAUGCAGAACAGUAAUUAG